CCAUUGAAGCUGUGGUGUAGGACGCAUUUCGAAAAAAUUCGAAAAAUUUGGUUUGUGAGCCUGUGAGGAUAAUCCGUCUUCCCGCCACUGGAAUGAUAAUUUUUAUAAUUUAUAAUUAUUUAUUGUUCCGUUUUCGUCUAGCAUGUUUUGUUAUUACGGCGUUGAUUGUUGUAUUGUAGCAUGAGUGCAUGAUUUUUAGAAAAUUGCAAUAAAUUCAUUUGUUUGUGAGCUUUUCGCUUUGAGAGUCCUGCAGUUUGCCUUGAUAUUCUAACGACUGCUGUUGGUCAUAAGUCAACACGGACUGUGAAUGAAUCCCGCGUACUAGUUACUGCUUGGCUCAUCAGCAUGAACGUAAACGUAAUGGAGCUACUUCCCCAUGUUUCACGCGCCAUCGUGCAGAUGGAGGAGCGGGGGAUGCAGGCGGAUCCACGCUACCAGCAACUGGCUAACAUUUCCAGCCAGAUGAAAGAGAGGAUCCGUCAGUCCUUCGCGCCCAUGCCUGUCUCCGCGGCGCCGUUGGCGGAAAACAGCCGUUUGUUGGAGUGGAGUGCGCAGUUUCCCAAUGCAGUGGCCCAUAACGGGACGCACUCCGCCGCCGACCAUGGAUCUCCCAAAUUGACUGACGCCCAAAAGGAGCUGCUGCAUGCGCAGGUGCUGGCCUACAAGUGUCUGGCUCGCCACCAACCGCUGCCUGAAGCGCUGCACUACUCGGUUGUCUUUGGAACGUCAUUGCAGAAAAGCGAGAAAAAAGAUGGUGCAGAACCAACAGAGAACGGUGAGUCGUCACUGACGGCAGGCAUCUUGGCUCCUGCCAAGGAAAUCUUGGCUCCGUUCCAUCCGCAGGUGGUAUCCCAGAUGCAGCAAAUGCGAGGCGACCGAGCCGCUACGCCAGUCAAAGUGGCUAACGUCGAUCCCAGUGUUAUUAUGCGUGAGCGCGAGCACAUUAUUAGCUUGCGUAUUGCCGACCGCCUUCAGGAGUUGGAGCGGGACAUUCCCGGAAAUUUGCCGGAAGAGAUGCGAAGGAAGGCCUUGAUUGAGUACAAAGCGUUGCGGUUGUUGGGGCUCCAACGGCAACUACGUCGCGAAGUUUGCGAUUCUUACCGGAAAGAUACCACCGUUCAAACCGCAUUGAACCCCGCGCAAUUUAAACGCUCCUCCAAGAAACAAAUCAUGCGCGAUUCCCGGUUGACAGAGAAAUCCGAGAACGAGAAGAAGGUAGAAGCAGAACGGAAGCAGCGUCAGAAACACCAGGAAUUUUUGUCGGCCGUAUUGGCGCACGGGAAAGACUUCCGCGAAUUCCAUAAAAAUAACCAAGCCAAGACUGUUAAAUUGAACCGCGCGGUGAUGACAUACCACGCCAACACGGAGCGCGAGCAAAAGAAGGAGCAGGAGCGCUUAGAACGGGAGCGGAUGCGCCGGCUGAUGGCGGAGGAUGAAGAAGGCUAUCGGAAGCUGAUUGAUCAGAAGAAGGACCGACGUCUGGCCUAUCUGCUGAAACAGACGGAUGAGUACGUCAACAGUCUAACCGAGAUGGUGCGGGAUCACAAGAUUACCGUGCGGAAGAAGCUGCAGAAGGAGAUGCGAGAUCGCCGUAAAGCGGAGAUGGAGGAGAUUCAACAACUGGCGGCGGAUGAUACAUCCCAGGACAGCGCCAAUGAUGAGAAUUCGCAGUCGAGCGAAGUGGAGGCCGAGCAGACGGUGCACGUAAUGGAAACGGCUACGGGGAUCAUUUUGAAGGGAGAGGAGGCGCCCAAGGCCAGUGAAUUGGAUAGCUGGCUGGAGGCGCAUCCCGGCUACGAAGUGGCGCCGCGGGAUGACGAAAGCGGCUCUGAUGAGGAGGAAGAAGUGUUGCCCAAGAAGGACGAGACGAAACCGGUCACCGAAGACGUAGAAGUAGAACAUGUGAUUCAAAGCGCUAAGGCGGAGGACGACGAAUACACCGCGGUGGCGGCACUGUCCAACCAGAACUACUACCAAAUGGCGCAUGCCAUUCGCGAGCCGAUCAGUACACAACCGGCGAUCCUAACGGGCGGUCUGCUGAAGGAGUAUCAACUGCGCGGACUGGAGUGGUUAGUGUCACUGUACAAUAACAACCUCAACGGCAUUCUGGCCGACGAGAUGGGCCUGGGCAAGACCAUCCAGACCAUCUCUUUAAUCUGCUAUCUCAUGGAGGAGAAGAAAAAUCCCGGUCCUUACCUCAUCAUUGUCCCGCUGUCCACCCUGUCUAACUGGCAGCUGGAGUUUACCAAAUGGGCGCCUUCAGUUAUCACCAUUCCAUAUAAAGGUCAGCCGGCCGCGCGGCGCAUGUACGCCCAUCAGAUCAAAACAGGCAAAUUGAAUGUGCUGCUGACCACAUACGAAUACAUCAUGAAAGACAAGGCCACUUUAUCGAAAGUCCGUUGGAAGUAUAUGAUCAUUGAUGAGGGCCAUCGUAUGAAGAAUCAUCAUUGUAAACUGACGCAGAUCUUAAACACGUAUUACACAUCGCCCCAUCGUUUGCUACUUACUGGUACACCGCUGCAAAAUAAAUUGCCAGAAUUGUGGGCACUGUUGAAUUUCCUCUUGCCGAGCAUCUUUAAAUCGGUGGCCACAUUCGAGCAGUGGUUUAAUGCGCCCUUUGCCACAACGGGGGAGAAGGUGGAACUGAACGAGGAGGAAACCAUUCUCAUUAUUCGCCGUCUGCACAAAGUGUUGCGACCUUUCCUCUUGCGGCGAUUGAAAAAGGAAGUGGAAUCGCAGUUGCCGGACAAGGUCGAAUAUCUGAUUAAAUGCGAUAUGUCGGCACUGCAGCGGAUCAUUUAUCGCCACAUGCAGAACAAGGGUGUUCUCCUUACUGAUGGAUCGGAACAUAAUAAAAAGGGAAAAGGGGGAGCUAAAACGCUGAUGAACACCAUUAUGCAGUUGCGGAAAAUGUGUAACCAUCCCUUCAUGUUCGAACACAUUGAGGAAGCCAUUGCGGAGCAUUGCAAAAAGGAUUUCCCAAACGGCAUUGUCACCGGUCCCACUCUGUACCGGGCAUCAGGAAAAUUUGAGCUGCUGGACCGCAUCCUGCCUAAGUUCAAAGCCUCUGGGCAUCGAAUCCUUAUGUUCUGUCAGAUGACCAGUUUGAUGACCAUCAUGGAGGACUAUUUCAACUGGAGGGGCUUCCGCUAUCUGCGCCUGGAUGGAACGACCAAGGCCGAUGACCGUGGCAGGUUGCUGGCAGAGUUUAAUGCUAAGGAUUCCGAUUAUUUUAUCUUUGUUCUCAGUACUCGUGCCGGCGGUCUGGGAUUGAAUUUACAGACGGCUGACACUGUGAUCAUUUUCGACUCGGACUGGAAUCCCCACCAGGACAUGCAGGCGCAGGACCGCGCCCACCGUAUCGGCCAAAAGAACGAAGUGCGUGUAUUGCGCUUGAUGACGGUGAACUCAGUGGAGGAGAAGAUUCUGGCGGCGGCCAAGUACAAACUGAACAUGGACGAAAAAGUCAUCCAGGCCGGCAUGUUUGAUCAAAAAUCCACGCUGAACGAGCGCCAGCAGUUCCUGCAGCAGAUCCUCACCCAGGAGGGUGACGGCGAUGAGGAAGAGGACGCUAUCCCCGACGAUGAGACCAUUAACCAGAUGUUGGCACGCACGGAAGAUGAGUUUGAUCUCUUCCAGCGAAUCGAUCAGGAACGGGCCCAAGAAAUUGCCGCUUCAGUGUAUGGGGGUCUGCCGAAUCUAAUGGGCGAAUCUGAGCUGCCACCGUGGAUCUUAAAGAACGACGAGGAGAUUGAACGCCUGACAGCUAAUUCCGACGAUGAUCGGGAGUUUGGGCGUGGCUCGCGGGUCCACAAGGAUGUGGACUACUCGGACGGGUUCACGGAGCGGGAGUGGUUGAAGGCGGUGGACGAGGGGACACUGGAGGAGCUGGAGGUUAAGAAGAGCGGCAAGAAGAAGCGGGGAAAGACCCCGAAAGAGGAAUCCGUAGAUGCGGAGAUGGAUGAGGCAGAGACUGGGCCGCCGGCCAAGAAACGACGGGGCACCGGAACGCCCAAAGCAGCCGUGCCUCAGCAGGUGCAACAGGACAUCCAGAAGAUCUACGACACACUGCUAAGUUAUCAGGACAUGGACGGGCGCAUCGUGGCGACAGCCUUCAUCCAGUUGCCGUCGCGUAAGGAUCUCCCGGAUUACUAUCGCGUCAUCCGUAAGCCCAUGGAUCUGCGGCGCGUGGAAAAGGCGAUGAAGGAUGGCAAAUACCAGAGCCUGGACGAUUUUGGCGCCGACGUGGCGCUCAUGUGUAAAAACGCCCAGGUUUAUAAUAUCGAGGGCUCGGAGAUUUACGACGAUAGCCUCACCAUGGAGGCACUGUACCUUGAGGCACGCGCGCAGUUGGCCGGCGGCGAGACCGACAUUUGUGUCGAACCGGGUUCCAUUGGCGGCGGCAGCAUGGGGCGCCAAAUGGUGCUGGGUGAGGAGGAUUAGCCGCUGCAUGCACUUGGUUGUUGAUUUGUAAUUUAUGUAAUAUUUGUACGUCGUGAGAACAAUCGGCGGCCGCUGUUGUUGCUGCCAUUUUGUGUUUAUGUUGUGUCUUGUAAGCGUCCAGUCCAAAUUUCGUCAAUGAACUUUUAAUCCGG
Paramacrobiotus metropolitanus is the source of this 4595-nucleotide messenger RNA. Its product is annotated as transcription activator BRG1-like. The transcript is spliced from 12 exons. The record is from RefSeq and is a predicted model, not a curated record. Gene Ontology annotation, cellular component: nucleus. Gene Ontology annotation, biological process: positive regulation of transcription by RNA polymerase II. Lineage: Eukaryota; Metazoa; Tardigrada; Eutardigrada; Parachela; Macrobiotidae. Gene Ontology annotation, molecular function: histone binding; transcription factor binding; ATP-dependent chromatin remodeler activity. The coding region runs from base 346 to 4443 and encodes 1365 amino acids.